Messenger RNA from Dovyalis caffra, 1824 nucleotides. NCBI's taxonomy places the organism in Eukaryota, Viridiplantae, Streptophyta, Magnoliopsida, Malpighiales, Salicaceae. The record is from the annotation of a GenBank genome assembly.
AUGGCCAACAGAGAGAGAGCUCACAAUGCCUUCGACAGAGAGAGAGCUCAUAAUGCCUUCAAGGCUACAAGGGCUCUAGGAAUUCCAGAUAAAGAGGUGAAGCCAGUGCUGUUAAAUCUCUUUCAGCUGUUUGAUGGGAACUGGGAACCUAUUGAAGCAGAAGAUUAUCGAGCACUCAUAGAUGCAUAUUUUGAGUCAAAGGAAAGUAAGAGGGGAUCGAAGGAGAAAGUUCUUAAGGAACACUCUAUGUCUAAAAGACCCUCUAAGAGACCACGUCAUGAAGAACAGGAAGAUCGAAUUUCUUCUUCAACGGAUAGCCUGAGCCUGGUUGAAAAAGUGAUUUCCUCUUCCAUGGCUCCUAUAGACACAACUUAUAAGAGGGCAUCGUGCACGCUGUCUUCUGAACUGAUUGUUGAACCUAGCAGUUCUCAUCUCUGGAAAGAAAAAGUGCCUAGUAAUUGUCAUACCAGAGAGCAUAUUAAGCCGAGGACUAAGCAAAGUGUCAGUGAUGUGGCAGAUUUUGCUGAACCCCCAGCAGUGGGCCAUCAAAUUUUCCGAGGUUCUUUCGUUGGUUCAUCAAAUAGGAAGAAUUUGGUAACUCACCUGGGUUCUCAAUGUGAUGCUUCAAGUUCCAAGGAUAGUAUGUACUGUAAGAGCAAUUUUCUUAUUGCUUCAUCGGCCUCCGGAGAAGUAAAGAUUUCACUAAACUGUGAUCCUGCAGUUAGAUGCCAAAGCUUCAAAGUUCCAGAUUUCAAUGCAGUUCUCAAGUGUUUGGAGGAUAAAUAUCUUAGGACACACAAACUUGUCACACCUGAUUUUUCUGUGAAGACUUUAUUCAAAGAUUUGUGCGAAUGUUAUAUGCAACUUGGUCAACUUCAUGAUCCAGUGCCAAACAACAAAGCUUUGAUAAUUGGCAAUUCUGAUAUGGUUAUGGAAAAGAAGGCUUCAAGUUCUUGCAGAUUGUCAUAUUCUUGUGAUAAUUUAGUAAAAGCUAAGCACAAACCAACUACUUGUGGCCAGAAGAGGUCUGUUCGUAGCCUCAGUGACAUAACAAAAGGUACAGAAAAUGUCAAAAUUUCAUUGGUAGAUGAAAUUGGCAAUGAGGAUUUCCCAAAGUUCACUUACAUGCCACAGAAUAUUAUAUAUCAAAAUGCUUACUUGCUAAUAUCACUGGCUCGGAUAGCGGAUGUGGAUUGUUGUUCAAGUUGUUCAGGUGAUUGCCUUUCUUCUCGGAUACCCUGUGCAUGUGCUCGUGAAACUGGUGGAGAAUUUGCUUAUACUCCGAAAGGCCUUUUGAAAGAUGAUUUUCUAACUCUUUGUGUUCGCAUAAGACGGAACCCUAAAAAAGACCAUUUUGUUUAUUGUCAAGACUGUCCUUUAGAGAGAUCAAGGAACGAGUAUCUGCCCGAAGAAUGCAAGGGUCACCUGCUCAGAAAGUUUAUUAAAGAAUGCUGGAGAAAAUGUGGAUGCAAUAUGACUUGUGGAAAUCGAGUGGUUCAACGUGGUGUUACAUGCAACUUGCAGUUAGUAUUGAUCUUGUUAAGGACUGUGGACCAUGGUCGAGCUGUCCAGUUUGUGUCUCAUCUCAUCUGGCUCUCUGCAGGAGAAUCUCCACUCACUGCUUCCCCUACAAGGACCAUGGAACAUAGGAUAAAGAAGGGUCUACUGAGCUCUAUUAGGAAAGAGGGGAGAGGGUGGAUUAGAUCUAGCACCAGAGGAGAAGACAGGCGAUUACAUCGGAUAAAGAAGGGUCUACUGAGCUCUAUUAGGAAAGAGGGGAGAGGGUGGAUUAGACCUAGCACCAGAGGAGAAGACAGGCGAUGA